Lathyrus oleraceus (garden pea) is the source of this 828-nucleotide messenger RNA. RefSeq lists its product as uncharacterized. The transcript is spliced from 3 exons. NCBI's taxonomy places the organism in Eukaryota, Viridiplantae, Streptophyta, Magnoliopsida, Fabales, Fabaceae. The coding region runs from base 206 to 538 and encodes 110 amino acids. The record is from RefSeq and is a predicted model, not a curated record.
AUAAUAUAAUAAUAAUAAUAAUUCCAGCCAAUCUUGACCAAAAAAAAAUCCCAGCCAAUCUUCAUUCCUUUCCUCUGACGCAAACGCAUCAUCGCGACGGCGCAAACCGUUUCCGCCCCGGAGUAAGGUUCUAGUUAGGAACUCGUUUCACCUUUUACAUCUCUUUUGUUUCAGGAAGUAUAUUGUGGAUAUUUAUAGGAAAAGAAUGAGAACUGAAGCCUUCCGAACUGCUAACAUCUAUCGCCAUCUUCUCAAGGCGGUCAAGAAACAUAUUGGGAAAGAAGAGAAUAAGAGACAUUUUCUAGAAUAUGUCACCUCCGAGUUCCACAAGAACCGAAAUCUAUCUGAUGGUGUGGCUGUCCAACAUAAAAUAAAGCUUGCUCGUGAUUACACUUACCUUCUUAACAACUUGCACUAUCACAAGGAGUUGCUUUUCUCAUAUAACAUUGCAGUGGAUAGAUCAGACGAGGUUAAAAGGACUCUUGGAAAAUCUGCUGCUAGUGUCGGUCUUCAGCUUCCUGAGGUUUAUCGAUCAUAAUGAUUUUAUGAUCGGCAGUGCUUACCAAACCAGUUGAUUAUGGUUGAUUCGAAAUUUCUACUAAUGAAAAUGGUUUGGUAGAAAACAUGAAAUAAAAAGAUGAGUAAGCAUCAAGGAGGAUGAAAAAAUAUAUAUUUUUUAUGCAUUAGUUCAUGUUUUUUCCAAUAACAAGAACUAUUGUCAUUGUGUAUUAGAUCUUUGUUUCAGGUUAAUGUAUUUCCAUGUCUCUUCACAAUGUGUUUAUAUAAGCGCACAGUGUGUUUUUUCAAAAGUAAUUUGAGAUUCUUUUA